Messenger RNA from Aspergillus puulaauensis, 1491 nucleotides. Its product is annotated as nucleic acid/nucleotide deaminase domain-containing protein. The record is from RefSeq and is a predicted model, not a curated record. NCBI's taxonomy places the organism in Eukaryota, Fungi, Ascomycota, Eurotiomycetes, Eurotiales, Aspergillaceae. Bases 1 to 1491 code for a protein of 496 amino acids. The transcript has 3 exons.
AUGCCUGCCCACGGGGAUGUGAUAGAAAACGACCCUGCUGAUGUUAGGAACUUUUACGAAAUGGUUUGCUUCACCCAUUCUCUAAGUCUUGUGAGGGGGGAAAGGAUCAAGCCAGCUUCUUCUGUUGAAGGCGACGGAUUCGAAGUUGCAAAAUGCCGGCGAGAUUUUGCGGACGCAAUCGCGUAUUUUUGCGCAUAUACUGCGGAUCCUGGUAAGGUUACUGCUGUGGCUCUGGGGAGAAUAGAUAAAAUGGUCGUUGUUUGGGUUGCGAGCAACGCUACCGUUUCUGCACGUGUGUUGGAAUUUUUGGAUAAAUGCGUGCUCAAUAUGGUGCAGAGGCUGGCAGCAUCUAAGGAAGGACAGCUACCUUCAGGCAAACAUGAACCUGUUGCCGGGCUCUUGGUUGAAAUAUUACAGUUUACCAAGCAGAAAAUAUUCAAGUACUACAAAUCCGCCAUUGCAAUAUGGAACAAGAUUUGCAAAUCUGGGAAUCCUGACAUCAAGACAAAUGCUGAUCUAAGUAUGUUUUGCGGAUGGCUGGAGCGGACACUAUACAAGAGCGGCGUCAUGCUAGAGGAAUCCGACAUGCCUGACCUUGCUAUCAAUUGUUAUGUGGCACAUACGAACAAGACAUUCGCAAUCCUCAGGCAUCAUUCGAACCAGGGCAAUGAAAGAAGACUUGACUACGAGCGGCUAUAUAAGUUGCUCGGCAAGCUAGGCAAACACGUUUGGCUCUUCAAAAGAAUGAUUCACGCCAUUGACGCUCUACGUCGUGACUUCCGCGAAGGAUUUCUAGUGAAGCAUAUUUCUGCAUCCACUGGAAAACCUAACUCUUUUCCAAACUUUAACGAAAAGUCUAUGAAGAAGGUUGUUGUUCGUAUUUUUAAUAAAGAGCAUGAAAGAGAUGAGUUUUACCAUCAUCUCAACCGAUUCUAUGACAAGGAUAACUUGUCUGGCCGCCUGCAGCAGUGCAAAAAAGCUGGACUCCGAGUCCAUGCAGAGAUCUUAUUGAUCGAUUACUUCGACAGGACUGAUGUGACAUUUCUGAAUAACGACGACAAGUAUAUUGGCUGUAGCAAACCGGCAUGCUACCUAUGCUAUCAUUAUAUACGAAAACACCCGGCUAACUAUACACUGCCUCCGACUCACCAAAAGUUAUACUAUGCUUGGUGUCUACCUACCGUACGAGCGAACGACCGCAAUUGUACUGAUAAAAUCGCUCGCCACAAGCGGUUCCUUACUGAAAUCACAGAGAAUCUUCGGUCCGAUCUUCGAAAUGAGGUGACGCGGCAGGUAGCCCCAAGAAAUUAUCAUGCAGACUCGACAGCAGGAGCAAGUUCGAUAACCGGUACCGGUAGAGCAGACGCGACACAGAAAAUCUCUGACCACCGUAUAGGCACUUUAAUACGAUUGCUAGACGAAGCACGAAUCGGUGUUCAGACGGGCGCUGACCUUCAAGACGAAGAUGGGGGUGUUUUGCUUCACUGCUGA